AUGAUACAUGUAAGCUCCAUGCUUUAUGUCGUACGCGUACGUGUACCAUAGCUUGCGUAAACAGAUGCCCCACAGACCGAAGAAUGAAGCAUGGUAAAGGGCUCUUUUUGUGGCUGUUUGUGGGAUUGUGGACCUGCAAGAAUGUACAUGUACAAGGGUUCCUCCAAGGCCAAGGGAGGGUGGAGGCUGACAGACCAAAUGUCUUGUUCCUGGUGGUAGAUGAUCUAGCCCCAGUCAUUUCAAGUUAUGGAGGAAAGGCCAUUACCCCUAACAUUGACCAGCUGGCGUCACAGUCUAUCAGGUUUACCAACACUUAUGCACAGCAACCACUGUGUGCUCCAUCUCGAGUGUCAUUUCUGACAAGCCGACGCCCAGAUACCACCAAAACCUACUUCAACAAAGCAUCGUACUGGCGCACUCAUGUGGGCAACUUCACAACUCUCCCUCAGUACUUCAAGGAAGCUGGUUACUUCGCGGCUAGUUUUGGCAAAGUUUUCCACAAUGGUCAUGUUUGUGGAACAGAUAAUGAUUCUCCAUUCAGCUGGUCUGUACCGCCUUAUCAUGCACCUACAAAGCACUUUGGCUAUGAAAAGGUUUGCCCAGGCCCGGACGGGAAGCUGCAUUUCAAUCUCUUCUGCCCAGUCAACGUGUCCAGCCAGCCGAUGGGUACCUUGCCUGACAUUCAGACCACAGACCACAUCCUGGAGAUCUUCCACAACCUAUCCAGGGUCAGAGAUGCUGGCCUGUCUGGGAAGGCCACCAUGCCUCACCUUCCCUUCUUCCUGGCAAUGGGUUUCCACAAGCCCCACAUCUCCUUCAGGUAUCCCGAGGAAUUUCUGGAUUUGUACCCCUUGGAGUCUGUGGAUAUCGCUCCUAAUGCAUUCUUCUCCAGUACUCAGCCACCAGUCGCUUGGAAUCCGUUUAUGGAUAUACGAAGGAGGGAGGACAUGACAGCCCUUCAUUUACCUUUUCCAUAUGGUCCAGUGCCAGAAAAAUACCAUUUUCUAAUACGGCAGGCAUACUAUGCCUCAACCACCUACAUGGAUUAUGAACUAGGACGUGUCUUGGCUGGAUUAGAAACAGCAGGCUUUGCAAACAACACAGUCAUUAGUUUUGUCUCAGACCAUGGUUGGCAACUUGGUGAGCAUCAGGAAUGGAGCAAAUACAGCAACUAUGCCACCUCCACACAAGUCCCAUUCAUGCUUCACGUACCAGGCAUCACUGACAAGGGAAAAGGAAAUGUUAGGAAGCCCAAAUUCCCACUAAGGGACCCAUUGCAAGAACGCAGCUUAAGGUCAAGGAUCAAGGGUCAAGGCAAGACAGCCAACUUCAAUGAAGGUUUGAGCAGUGAUGCUCUGGUGGAAUUGAUCGAUCUGUUCCCAACACUGGCCAGGUUGGCCAAUCUUCCUGUACCACCACUGUGUCCUGUCAACUCAUCACUAGUAGACACAUGUGUGGAAGGGGUCAACCUCACACCUCUCAUUAGAGCAACUCUGUCCAAUUCAACGGGUAGUAGUCAUUCAAGAACGUGGAAGAAGGCAGCUUUCACACAGUUCCCCCGUCCAUCCGACACACCUCGGCCCGAUAGUGACCAACCCACAUUAGCCAACAUCACCAUCAUGGGGUACUCUAUGAUCACGGCUGAUGGCUACCACUACACAGAAUGGGUUGGAUUUGACAAUAUCACCUGCACAAUGAAUUGGAAUGAUGUCCAUGCCAGGGAGUUGUACGUACUCCAAUCAGAUCCCUUGGAAGAUAAUAAUGUUGCUGAUGUAUCGAGCAAUGGAAAGCUUGUCAAAAGACUUUCCAAUGAACUGCACGAGGGAUGGAGAUACGCUCUCCCCAAGUUGCCUUAUGACUUGCCAUUAAAAUAAGAAGACAAUAUGUCUUUAUUGAUUUGAUUUCUUACACAGUAUUGCAAUUCCAUUACUCCUUAAAGUGUAAUCUGUUUUACCGUAGUUUACUUAUUAUUGGACUUAAAAAUUGUGCUAAAAGUCUCGAAAAAAAAUUUUAAAAAGAGAAAUACUCUUUUUUUAAUUAAUAGACUUUUUUCAUGGUGCUUUUUUAUAUUCAAUUCAUACACAUGGCAGUAUUUGUACAUGCGCAUGAUUUGUGGUUAACAAAUGAUAGAGUGCUGUGCAGACUAUGAUUUUCAAAUGGAUCAGGCUAAUCCCCCAUGCCAUUACACAGAUCACAUUGUUUGUAUCUAAACAGAUUAUCUGAAUCCUUAUAAGUACAAGGUUUCCUUUUUUACUGGAAUGCGUCAUCGUUUAUAAAUCUCUCUCAUCCCAUCUUCCUAGGAUAAUUACAAUGCAUUUCACACCAUCAGGUGUGUAAUCAUCGAGUGUGCAGAUGUUCUAUACACACAUCAUUAAAGAACAACUGUUCUAGUGGUGUAAACUUGUUUGUUCUAAGAGUCCAGAAAAGUUUUUUACUCAUUGAAAACUUUAUGAGCAAAAAAAAAAAAAAGUAAUAAAUAACAACUUUUUAUAUUGCUUUUAUAUUAAUCAAUCAAUGUGAAUGGUUGGAAAUAUAUUGUCAUAUGAUCUAAGUAACAUUUUAAGCUUUAUGAAAACAGCCACGGAUAUCUUUUAUUAAAUGCUGUCACAUUUAUGCCAAAUAUUGAAUGGGAAAGAACACUUGAAAACUGUCAGUAUUUAGAAUAAAACAUUUUAUUAUUA
Messenger RNA from Acanthaster planci (crown-of-thorns starfish), 2681 nucleotides. RefSeq names its product iduronate 2-sulfatase-like. Gene Ontology annotation, cellular component: cytoplasm. NCBI's taxonomy places the organism in Eukaryota, Metazoa, Echinodermata, Asteroidea, Valvatida, Acanthasteridae. The record is from RefSeq and is a predicted model, not a curated record. Gene Ontology annotation, molecular function: iduronate-2-sulfatase activity.